This is a messenger RNA of Loa loa (African eye worm), 240 nucleotides long. RefSeq lists its product as hypothetical. NCBI's taxonomy places the organism in Eukaryota, Metazoa, Nematoda, Chromadorea, Rhabditida, Onchocercidae. Bases 1 to 240 code for a protein of 79 amino acids. The record is from RefSeq and is a predicted model, not a curated record. The transcript has 2 exons.
AUGAUUACACGGUUAUUAUACUAUAAAGAACGGAAUACUAUAGAGAAAAAUUCUUCUAUUUUUGCAUAUUAUGGAUCUGGUGAAGAAUUAUCCAUGAAUUUAUGGAGUGAUAAGCCAUUUCAAGUGAUUAUUGCUCUACAACAAUUACUGAUAAUUGAUGCUACUCCUGAUAUUGAACGUCGUGUAGAUUUUGGUUGUAUAAUGGCAAUUCCUGUAUUACAAAAUGGUCAUUUUUAUUAA